Aedes albopictus (Asian tiger mosquito) is the source of this 4466-nucleotide messenger RNA. RefSeq lists its product as uncharacterized. The record is from RefSeq and is a predicted model, not a curated record. The coding region runs from base 282 to 3719 and encodes 1145 amino acids. Gene Ontology annotation, molecular function: guanyl-nucleotide exchange factor activity; protein binding. Gene Ontology annotation, cellular component: cytosol. The transcript is spliced from 8 exons. Lineage: Eukaryota; Metazoa; Arthropoda; Insecta; Diptera; Culicidae.
AGUCUGAAUGAUAGUGCCAAAAACCGCUCCCACUUUGCCAUGGCCGGUCAGUUGAUUUCCGACAACGGGGCGAUAUCGACGACUAAGAGUAAGACGCGUCAUCGCGAACAAGAGCAUCGGGGAAUUACGCAAGAAUUUCACGAUUUUGGAUUAUUGGCAGAUUGUGGCGGUGUUUGGGAUCAGCGUCAGUAAGAAGUGUGUGAAUCGGUUGUUGCAAAUGCAACCGGACAAGUGUGUUCUGAUAAAGUGUGAAGCGAAGUGUGAAUAAUCGGGCUGAAAGGAUGGCCGUUACGGGUUGUGUGAAUGAUCGGACUAGAAGCAGGUUCGGUGGUAGAAGUUCGUUUACUUUGUGGGGAAAUACGGAAAACGAAGACGCUGAAGAUGGUGGAAUAGUGCUAGAAUGCGAAGAGGAUGGUGAAGUGCCGCCAGCGAGGUGGGAACUGAAGAAUCGCGAGUGUAAGUGGAGAAAAGGGUUGAGGUCUAACCGACAGAUCUACAAGAUCAACGGAGCGGAAGGUGGUUGUAGCGUUCGGCAGCAGCGAAGAGAGAAACUGAAACUGAAGGGAAGAAUGGUGGGUGCCAUUGGGAUCUAUGCGAGCAGUCGGUGUGGAGUUGGUGCGGGACCGUUCGGUGGCGAUGUGAUGGCAUAUCAGGCCAUUCCCGACUGGUGGCGGGGGAGUUCCGAAGGGAUUGAUCGCUGUCCGGGGAAGCACAUUAUGCCUCUACAGCUGCGAGCCGUUUCUAGUCCAUCACUCACAGAACCAACGCCACCAGCGGGGACGGUUCUCCCGCAUCCGGACGAGCAUCACCAUGUGACCAAAACCGCAGAUCCUCGAACUGUGGCUUACAUCCACAGCAACCAUCAUCAACAACAACAACAGAAGACUGCAUUGCUGAGUGCCAAUCAGAAGAAUCUACAUCACUCGCAGCAAGCUUCCGAAAGCGUGCUGCAAAAGUUCAAGAAAACCUUUUCCCAGUUCAAGCCGGCGGCCAAAGGCAUACCCCCAGUGCUGGCGGCAUCCGCCAACAGUAAUAGCCUAAGUAGUAGUAGCACCAGCAGUACCAGUAAUAAUAGCAACCAUCCGCAUCAUCUGCUAGUCAACAGCAGCGGUAACGGGAUGAGCGUGGACGGAAGUCAAGAUCGGCCAGUUCUGCCGCCACCACCGCCUCAACAACAGCCGCAGCAAACGAGUCAUCACCAUCACCGGUUCGGUCCGUUGAUAUGGCGAUCGAGCAAAGAGCGGCGAAAAACCAAGUCCCAUCGGAGGGACAAGUGCAACAGUGGCGAUUCGGGAAUCCAGGUCGAACUGGACGUGGACGAGCAGCUGCUGCCGGAGGCGGCUAUUGACGGGACGGAUUCUAUUUCGUCCCACUCCGUGACGGUGCGGCGAGUCAACUCCGCAAAAGUGUCCAGCUCCGGAGCGUCAGCGGGAGCUCCAUCGCUCCUCAAACACAAACUAUCGCUCAAAGGCAGCAACAAAGAAAACGUGGCCAACAUAUCACGACUGAGCGGUGGUAAAUCGCGCAGUCAACCCUCCGGACUGGACCGUCUGGCCGGAGCAGCGGACAACGAUGCCCACCUCAGUGGGUCGGACAGUGACGACGACGACGAUGACGACACCGAAGGAGCGGAUCAACGACGGAACGACCCUCGACGGGGAAUCCGCGAGUUGGAACCGGUCUUUGCGGAAGUCCUGUUCUCGUUCCGACCUGUGGGUCCCCAGGAACUGGCCCUGGAGAAGGGAGCUCUGGUGGAGGUUCUGAGACGAGAAGCGGGUCCCUGGUGGUGGGGCCGAAUCAAAUCCGAUGCCAUUCUGUCCGACGAGAGGCGGGAAGAACACGACCGAGCCGCGGACAACUCCGAAUGCGGAUGGUUCCCGGCGGACUUCGUUAAACUGUUACCUACGUACAAUAAGUCAAAACAGAUCAUCAUCAUCAACAAUAGCAAUAGUGGGCUCGAAGAAGCUGGGGGGAUUCAGGACGGCGAGGGGGAUCUGGGAAAGAACUGUGAUAUGCUGCAGGAUGGCGGCGUUGCGUCGACGCUGCCAACGGAACUCGACGGAGCUUCGACGCCGAGCGAGUCGGCACUGGGCGGUGCUAGUCAGGAGCAAACGAAGGAAAACGUGAUCAAGGAACUGCUCGAAACGGAGAUCAACUUCGUCAAGCUGCUCAAUUCGCUUUGCUUAGGAUACAUCAAACCUCUUCGGGAACGCGAGGACGUUUUUCCGGCGGAGAGUGUGAACAUUAUCUUCUCGAAUCUGGAGAAAAUCUGGCGGUUUCAGCAAACGUUUCUCGAUGCGCUUCGGAUAGCGGUGCCAAACAAUAGGAUUGGCGAAGUGUUCCUUGAAUAUCAAUCGGCAUUUAUGAUCUACUCGGCGUAUUGUAAUUCGUACCCGCGAGCUCUGAUGGAAUUGGAGAACUUCACCAACAACAAGGAGGCGUGCACCAUCCUGGAGAGCUGUCGCGUGUCGCAGAAUCUCCCGGAGUUGCCACUGUCGGCGCACUUGUUGGCACCUAUCCAGCGGAUCUGCCGCUACCCGUUGCAUCUCAGUGAACUAGUCAAGCAUACGCCCACCCGGAAAGAACUGCUUCCGUUGCUAAAUCUGCGCAAGUGCACCAAGUCCGAUCUGGAAACCAUGGACUGCCGGGAGGUGUUCGAGCUGGCCCUGACCGCGAUGAAGCGCGUGACCGAGAUGGUCAAUGAAGGCAAACGCCACAGUGAGUACCUAUCCCGAAUGCAGUCCCGCUUCGAGAACUUCCAGGGCCCUUCGAUCAACGUCCACAGCACCAGAUUGUUCCUACAAACCGAUGCCAUUCGGAUGACGCCAAACCUCUGGAACAACACCUAUACGCUGUUCCUGUUCGACCGGCAGCUGAUAUACUGCAAGAAGGAUCUCCUCAAGCGGACCAACUACAUCUACAAGGGUCGGAUCUUCCUGGACAACUGCCGGAUAUUGAACCUCCCGGAUGGGAAAAUGUUUGGAGUUACGCUGAAGAAUGCCCUGCGGUUGUACUGUGAUACUCGGAACAAGUGGUUCGAUUUCUGUUUCCGGAGCAGUAGCAGCAAGCUCCGGUUUCUGAACACCCUCUCGGCGGAACGGCAGUUCUGCGGCGAGAGCUUGUUCGUGUCUGAGUUGGAUGGGGCGUGCGUUGAUGACGACAACCUAUCGGAUCGUGAGUAUUUCCCUUUCACGGAUGAGAAGGAAGGCUGCAGCAAUACGGACACGGAAACCAGCAAUGGCACAGAUCUUACGGACAGUAUGCAGUUCCUACUUGGAAACAUGUCGCAAAGUGCCAGAACCAGUAAUAGCAGUGUGCUCAAAGAAUCUCCCACAAAUAUAGGCGGUAAGCAGUCGGGUAAUACCCUUCCGAAGAAGUCUCGAAAAUCAUCCAAAGAACAGCAACAGCAGCAACAGGUAGAAUAUAAUUCCCACUCCCUCGGCCGGCGGAAACUGGGCAAUUGGUUCCGUAAGGCUAAGAGUACCAACAGCACUCCGUCCCAGAGCCCGACCCAUCAUCCGAUGGCGCUUUCACUAGCCGCCGUCAACCAAGCCGGUGCGUCGGAUAGCUCCUCAGCCAGCAGUCCGGGCCUGGGAUACCACCACCAGAGAACGCUGUCGGCCUUAUCCACCGGCAACGGAUCUACCCCCUCCUCCGCUCUGGCCAAAGGUAAAUCUAAAGAUAACCUCAUGACACAGUCGUCCAUCAUAUCGUCCUGAGGGUACGAGAGCACGCUGCUCUAGUUCUAAGUCAUUCAUCCUUCAGUCGCAAGGAAUCGAUCGCUCACACAGACACCCAUAAACACAAGCAUUGCAUAUUGUUCACACACAAUAUCAUACGCAGUUUUGCCAAAUAAAGAGAACCAACUCCAUAGGAUUUUCACCGUUUAGUCAGUCAAUGUUGCCCAUUUCUCUCUGUUGUUGUUGCACUCAAGUUGCAGAACUUUGUAAUCUCCUGGGCUUAACCUUUCACUAAGCGGUGGGUUUUGACCAGCUUAGAAUUCGUAGUAAAAGAAAUUGUGUAAACGAUCUAGUUAUUAUAGUUUAGUUGCGGUGGUAGGUUUUUCUUAUUGAGGAUCCCUGAUGGACGCCUUCCGAAGGGUCGGGUUCAUAACAACCAUGCUUACACUUGUUCUUCUAUUGGAACUAAAUUUUCAAUUUAACAUCGAGAAAUGAACUGCAUAUUACCCUGAAUUGAGCAAAGACUAAUGUUGAAUUUAUCCAAUCAGUUUCUCGGAAAUAAAUGCGCCUAAAACAGUUGAAGCUUAGAUUUUAAGUUUUUUCAUUAUUAAUUAUUUUAACAAUGUCUAAUUUAUGUUAUACUGUGUAUACCUUUUCUCAGUUCGCACACCAACGCAUUCUUUGAAGACCUAAGUUAUUUCCCAAAUAUCUAGCUACCAUUUAUUAUUAUUAGAAACUGAAGCUAAUUGAAUUUGAGAAUAAUAAACAUUUUAUUAUAAACGAGUA